Molecule: messenger RNA, 1396 nt
Organism: Rubroshorea leprosula
Lineage: Eukaryota; Viridiplantae; Streptophyta; Magnoliopsida; Malvales; Dipterocarpaceae
Source: the annotation of a GenBank genome assembly
CAAAGCUCAAGAUCCCCGAUGGAAUCCAAGAGAUGGUGUUUUCAAGGCAACCAAGAUUUGCAGAAAGCUUCGGCAAUCACCAUUGGGGGAGUUCUUGCCAUGCUCCGUGGGAAUCUCAACAAAGAUGAUCCCAGACCUCUGAUACCUCUCGGUCAUGGUGAUCCUUCGUGUUUCCCAUCCUUCAGGACUGCCGCUGCAGCAGUAGAUGCCAUUGUCACUGCCUUGCAAUCUCAUGAGUACAACUCUUAUGCUCCAAUUGUUGGCGUUCUUCCUGCUAGGAGGGCUAUUGCAGACCAUCUGAAUCGGGAGCUUCCCUACAAGUUGUCGCCAGAUGAUGUUUAUCUAACAGUCGGAUGCAGACAAGCCAUAGAAAUAUCAUUAGCAGCACUUAAUCGUCCUGGUGCCAAUAUUUUGCUUCCUAGACCAGGCUUCCCAACCUAUGAAGCUUAUGCUGCUAGUAAAAAUCUUGAAGUUCGUCAUUUCGAUCUUCUUCCUGAUAAGGACUGGGAGGUUGAUCUUGAUGGUAUUGAAGCUCUUGCUGAUGAAAACACUGUUGCCAUGGUAAUCAUAAAUCCUGGUAAUCCUUGUGGUAAUGUCUUCAGCUAUCACCAUUUGAAAAAGGUUGCAGACACAGCAAGGAAGCUGGGGAUUCUGGUGAUUGCGGAUGAAGUUUAUGACCAUCUUACAUUUGGGAGCACCCCAUUUGUGCCAAUGGGAGUAUUUGGGUCAAUUGUGCCUGUUCUCACCCUUGGGGCUAUAUCAAAAAGAUGGCUUGUUCCUGGUUGGCGACUUGGGUGGAUUGUCACAACAGAUCCCAAUGGAAUCCUCAACCAAACUGGGGUCGUUAAAUCAAUUACUAGCAUCCUCAACAUCUCACAAUAUCCAGCAACAUUCAUUCAGGGAGCAGUUCCCCGAAUCAUUGAGAAUACAAAGGAGGAUUUCUUUACAAAGAUUAUUGGCAUGCUAAGGGAGGCUGCUGACAUAUGCUGCAAUACAAUUGAUGAGAUACCCUGCAUAAGUUGCCCAAAGAAACCAGAGGGAGGCAUGUUUGUAGUGGUGAAGCUGAAUUUAACGAUGAUGGAAGGGAUUAAUGAUGAUGUAGACUUCUGCAUGAAGCUAGCCAAUGAGGAAAAUGUCCUUGUUUUACCGGGGGCAGCUGUUGGGAUGAAGAACUAUGUGCGGAUUACUUUCGCGUGCGAGCUUUCUUCUCUUGAAGAUGGCCUUACAAGGAUAAAAGCCUUUUGCAAAAGGCAUAUCAAGAUUAAUCAAUAAUUAAAGAUCUAAUCUGAAAUGGACGGUUGUGUUAGACCAAUUUCAUUAUAGAUUUCAUGAUUAAAUUAUUUUCGUCUUAUUCUUGGACAGUGUGAGUAGCACUAAUUAAAUCCUUUUUCUUACA